ACACGGAAGCUGCUCAGACAGCUGAUAGGAGGCAGAAGUUGAGGAUCGUAAACAUGAAGCGUGAUCAUUAAUAAACACGUAAACACUCGAAACAGCAGGACCAGGGGGUUACACAGUUUUCUCUUCAUGGCUUCCUCUUGGCGUCGUGUCGCUGUGCCGCUGGGCUUUGCGGUUUUAUCGGUCGCUGUCGCCAUCGUUGUACAGACGCAUGGGAUGCCGCCGCUCCUGCCCUCCGCCCUCGGUGUGUGCUCCCUGGUCGGGAUGGCGUUCCUCUGGAGGGACAUCGGCUCCAAGCUGAAGGGUGAGCGCCGGACAUGGAGCGGUCUGCUCGGGCAGUACGUGGCCGUGAAGGCGGUGGGCUGGCUGGGCAGGAGGCAGAGAAGGAAGCUGGAGGACGACACGCUCAACGUGAAGCGGGUCCAGGAGGAGACGCUGCUGAAGCGCCUGCGUAAAAACACCGACACGAGCUAUGGAAGAGAGUUUGACUUCAGCUCCAUGAAAGACAGUGCCAGUUUCCGGGCGCGUCACCCCAUCACCACGUAUGAGCAUUACCGAGAGCGCAUCCGACGCAUCGCUGCAGGAGAGGAGAAGGUGAUCAUUGCUGAGAAGCCGCUGAUCCUGGCCAUGACAUCUGGGACGUCGGGAUCCAGCGCCAUGCUGCUCAGCACCAAGGACACCAACACUGAGUUCUUCCUGCAGGGAGUGACUGUGUGUUUGGACGCCAUGCGGCAGGCGUUCCCUGCAACUGACAGCCUGCAGCGCACGACCAAGUUCUUCUACACACCGACCUUUCGCCAGUCUGAGGCCGGCAUUACCAUCGGACCUAACUCCUCCACGCCAGCCUCCUCCCGCCACAUGCUGAACCUCUACACCACCCCAGCACCCGCCUUUGAGGUUCCCAGUGAGAAGGAUACCCUCUACCUGCACCUCCUGUUUGCGCUGAAGGAUCAGAGUGUGGGAACACUGGAGUCCAACUUUGCAUCCACAGUUUUCUAUGCUUUCACUGCCCUACAGGAUCGUUGGCAGGAGCUUGUGGAGGACAUCGAACGAGGGACGGUCAGCAGUGCUCUGGCUCUGGAGCCCAAAGUGAGGACCAGACUGGAAGCUCUGAUGAAGCCAGACCCAGAGAGAGCUGCUCAGCUCCGGGUCAACUUCCAGGACGGCUUCAGGGGGAUCGCCAAGCGGCUGUGGCCUCACCUCCACCUGGUGCUGGCCGUGGACUCUGGUUCCAAUCAGAUCUAUGGGGAAAUGCUGAGGGAGAGUUACUGCCAGGGGGUGCCUUUCUACUCGCCCUUUUAUGCUGCUACUGAAGGUCUGAUCGGGGUGAACCUGUGGCCUCAGGAGCCAAACAGGCGCUACCUGCUGUGUCCUCGCUCCAUGUUCUGCGAGUUCCUGCCCGAGAGCAGCCUUGAGGAGAAGGCGCCUCACACUCUGCUGAUGGAGGAGGUGAAGGAGGGACAAAGCUACGAGCUUGUCGUCACAAACGCUUCUGGACUCUUCAGAUAUCGCAUGGGAGACAUCGUGAAAGUGGUCGGAUUCCAUAAUCAGUGUCCGAUGGUUGAGUUUCAGUACAGACGGGGUCAGAUGUUGAACGUUCGGGGGGAGAAGGUUUCUGAAGCGUUGUUCCUCAACACUCUGAAGAAAGCCGUCACUCAGUGGCCAGGAUCUCAACUGGUCGACUACUGCUGUGCUGAGAGCGGCAUCAUGGGAGAUUCAAUAGGCGGCUCAGAUCCUCAUUACCAGGUGUUCGUGGAGCUGAAAGGCGUGAGGAACCUCACAGAGGAGCAGCGAUACAAGCUGGACGCCUGUCUCCAGCAGGACUCGGCGGUCUACAGGUCUUUCCGUAUCAAGGGCAGCAUCGGACCAAUGAGGGUGCAGCUGGUGGCGGACGGCGCGUUCAAGGAGCUCCGGAAGCAGAUGAUGGAUUUCUCUAACACUUCACCCAACACCUUCAAAAUGCACCGAGUGCUGCGCAGGAAAGAAUACGCAGAUUUCUUACUGGGAAAAACGGUUUCCUGAAACCGUGACUCUAACUGUGGUGAGCGCUGACUGACUGAAUGACAGAGUUGGUGAAUUGUGCCUUUAGCGACCGAAAUGUGACCAAAAGGCUCAGUUUUGACUAUUGGAAAUGUUUAUAUCAACCAUAUUUAUAAUUUUAUUAAAGCUAACUGUUAAACUGC
This is a messenger RNA of Platichthys flesus (European flounder), 2180 nucleotides long. RefSeq names its product GH3 domain containing (gene ghdc). Gene Ontology annotation, cellular component: cytoplasm. The coding region runs from base 127 to 2019 and encodes 630 amino acids. Lineage: Eukaryota; Metazoa; Chordata; Actinopteri; Pleuronectiformes; Pleuronectidae. Gene Ontology annotation, molecular function: acid-amino acid ligase activity. The record is from RefSeq and is a predicted model, not a curated record. The transcript is spliced from 11 exons.